CAACACACUCCGCUUGGAAGAUAUGUGAGGAUGGCAGCUUCCUUUCCGCGGCCUCCCCCCACGGAUGCCGAACGUGAAAGGAUCAGAGAGUUAUCCAGGUAUUACUGCACCCUCGAUCGCAUCCCCUCUCUGUCGCAGCCCGACAAAGGGGAACAGACAACAGCAGGAGAAGAUGCCGACAAGGAUUCACCUCGUUUGUCCUCAGAUAUCACCCUUACCGCCCUGAGCCAAUUGGCCGUGUUGCGCUUCGGAUGCAAUCGAGCCUUUAUCUCCAUCAUCGACGAUGGGAAUCAACAUAUUAUCGCAGAGGCUACGGGCUCCAUCUCGCUACGUGACAAGGAUCGACAUCUCCCAGAUGAUGCAAUCUACCUUGGUGUGCGAACGAUCGAUCUGGCCUGGGGGGUGUGUCCGCAUACCAUCUCCCUGUUCACCGGCCAGGAUAUGUCCAAGGCGGUCGAGACGCCGAAUAUGAUCGCCAACAGCUCCCGUUUCAUUGUCCAUGACUUUACCCAAGAGGACUUUUUCAAAGAUCGCCCAUAUGUAGUAGGGUGGCCCUACUUCCGCUUCUACGCCGAGGUGCCACUCCUUAGCCCAUCCGGUGUCGUGUUGGGGUCCUUCUGUGUCGUUGACAACAAACCACGAGGGCACUUUGCGGAAGAAGAGGUGGACGCCCUGAAAGAGAUUGCAGAUGCGGUAGCGUUGCAUCUUGACAAAGUCCGCAUCUCCAUUGAUCAUCACCGCGCUGAGAAACUCAUUAAAGGACUCACGAAUUUCGUCAAGGACCAUGGGGAGUUCGACCCGGCCGAGGUGCCUCUCCCUAUCAGCAGACAGUCAACGCUCAACACACUCAACUCUUCUCGCGAUCAGUCGUCACUGAGCCUCCCCACCACGGGUGCUGGGGGCUUUGGAAAAACGGAGGGUCCGAUUAUGAGCGGGUCGACUGCAUCCGAGGUUGAGUUGUCGUCGUUGUUUUCGGGUGUGACGUCCGAACAAACCAAGACGUCAUCCUUCCUUUACAACUCAUCGCAGUCCGCAGCACCAACACCAGCAGAGGACACUAUUAGCCUCCGGGAGGCUGCCUCAGAACGCAACGAACCGCCCACUGUGUCGGUGAAACGCUGCUUCAGAAAUGCGGACCAAAUCUCUCAUGUCUUUACUCGAGCCAGUGUCUCCCUGCGGGACUCACUGGACCUAGAUGGAGUACUCUUCCUUGAUGCGAGUCGAUGUAACUCGGGCGUGGUGCUAUCGGAUGACGAGACUCGAAGUUGGGAACCGCUCCCCACCACAGCAAAUCCAGAAUUCCUUGCCGACCCUCUCCCUAGUCCUCUUGAUCUACCGGGGGUGGGAGCGCUAUCCAAAAUCGCGGAAAAGCCAUGUGAAGUGCUUGGCUGGGCUCAAAAGACACCGUCACCCACUGGUUCCGACAUUUUAUCAAUCACUGAGAGACUUCUCAGCCAGUUGAUUGCGGCUUUCCCCAAGGGUCAGUUCUUUAACCUCUAUGAACGGAUGGAUGAGAGCGAAUGUGAAUUUGUAGGAGGAAUACGACGGGAUGUCAGCGCGGAGGAGAACUCCAAAUCCCUGCGUGACAUUGUCCGACAGCUCCAGAACCACCUUCCGGAUGCGUACAGUGUUCUUUGGUCACCCCUAUGGUGCUGGAGGCAAUCACGGUGGGUCGCCGGCACCUUGGUGUGGUCUCGCGGUAGCGACCGUGCGUUGGGAGUUUACGACUUACCGUACUUGAGAGUACUCGGAGAUUCCAUUAUCUCCGAAUUGGCUCGGAUCGAUUGGUCCACUACGCAACAGUCAAAAUCCGAUUUUAUCUCAUCAGUUAGCCAUGAGCUCCGCUCGCCACUGCAUGGUAUCCUAGCUAGCGCGGAAGUGCUCGAAGGGACCGCUCUUCAACCGACCCAGGUUCACUGGAUGAACAUGUUAAAAACAUGUGGCUUGGCCUUGUUUGAUACAUUGAAUCAUUUGCUAGACUUUUCCAAGAUCAACAAUCUAACUAUAGAGGACGCCGCACGAGAGAACCGCACCCAAGCCUCCGACGGCAGUCUGGCGACGACGUUUGAUUUGGCUCAUUUGAUCGAGGAGGUCACAAGGGUUCAAUAUGUUGGCCAGUGGGCACCUAAGGCGACUGAGCCUUUUGGGGACCCUUUAGCCACUCCCAUGAACAACGGCCCCCCCGGCGAAACCACGGUUGUUGUUCGCAUUGAGGAACGACACGCGUGGAAAGUGCAAUCCCUGGCGGGGGCUUGGAAACGAAUUGUUAUGAACCUCCUUGGCAACUCGUUGAAAUUCACCAGUGCUGGGUUCGUAGAGGUCUCUCUUUCGAAAGUCGUGAAGCAGUCUGACCCCGAAUCAAUUUAUGCUCAUCUCUGUGUGACAGACACAGGUAAAGGCAUUGAUAGGGUGUUUCUCAGAAACAAGCUCUUUUCCCCAUUCGCACAAGAGAAUACCCUGUCGGAAGGUCUAGGACUAGGCUUUAGCAUCGUACGCCAGUUAGUUGACACCAUGGACGGGCAUGUCAAUGUUCGAAGUGAGGUUGGAGUUGGUACACAGGUGGACAUCUACAUCCCUGUUCGACGAUUUGUCAGUGAUUAUCCCUCUUCAACUUCCACGUCGAGCGCUCCGGUGAAGGCCUGUCUGGUUGGAUUCGAAGGAUAUCCAGACAUAAAGGAUACCCCCACUGGAAUCUUGCCUGCCGAAGCCAAGAGAAAGCUCGCCAUUCGGAGCUCAUUGGCGCCUGUGCUGAUGGCGCAAUCGGGUUGGAGUUUAUCGAUAGCGGAGUCCAUAGAAAAUGCUCGCGGUGAUGUGGCUAUUAUCGAAGAGGAGGAGUUCGCUAAGGCAACAUGCAACGGUCAAUCACCGCGUGAACUUUCUGAGAGAACCGGAAUCCACUUUUUCAUCAUUCUUAGUGGUACAAGACCUCGCCUAAAUGACCUACCACCGAACGCGAUCCGGGUAUCGCAGCCAUUCGGGCCAGCAAAGUUCCAAGACGUCCUUCAAAGGACUCAGGAACUCUACUUGAAAUCAUUAGGAAAUCCCGGUCCUCCCCCUCUCACUUCUGAGGAGCCAGUUAUAUCAAAGCGUUCCUCGUCGGAGCCUAUAUUACCAGCCAGCCCUAACGCUCCACAAGAUGUGGGAGUAGCACUACCACUGCGUCCUCCUCCCCAGACCCCUCAGAACACCGAUGCGAUACAUUGUCUCGUCGUCGAUGAUAAUGACAUCAAUCUGAAGAUCCUGUCUACCUUUCUCCGCAAAUUAGGCUGCAGCUAUGAGACUGCCUCAGACGGAUUAAUCGCACUCAAUAAAUACAAAGAUACUCGUCGACGGUAUGAUUAUGUUCUUAUGGAUAUAUCAAUGCCCGUAAUGGAUGGUAUUCAAUCGACAAGCCAUAUUCGACGGUAUGAGAAGGAACGAAACCUUACGCCGUCACGCAUCAUGGCCGUCACCGGGUUGGGCUCAGCAGAGACCCUGCAAGAGGCGAUGGCCGCCGGCGUAAAUGACUACAUGGUCAAACCUAUUUCGUUGAAAGCUUUGAAGAAGGUUAUGAACCUUGCAUGAUGUGGUCUCAUCCUCGCUUUACGGCAUGUAAGUGAUUCCGGUCAACGAUUUGCUACUGUAAAUAAGGCACUGUGAUUCAUUGUAUAUAUUUCCCUGGUUUGUAGCGAUCACUAAAUAUUGAGCGGGCGGACUCUCCGUAUGGGAACAGUCUGCUCG
Messenger RNA from Aspergillus caelatus, 3720 nucleotides. Its product is annotated as hybrid sensor histidine kinase/response regulator. Gene Ontology annotation, biological process: phosphorylation; phosphorelay signal transduction system. The record is from RefSeq and is a predicted model, not a curated record. Bases 31 to 3564 code for a protein of 1177 amino acids. The transcript is spliced from 6 exons. Lineage: Eukaryota; Fungi; Ascomycota; Eurotiomycetes; Eurotiales; Aspergillaceae. Gene Ontology annotation, molecular function: phosphorelay sensor kinase activity; protein binding.